AUGAAGAAAUCUAUGGGACAAAGUUAUCGUAAAAUUCAAGCAGAAUUUAGGUAAAUAUAUAUUUAUAAGGAGCAGAUCCCCUCGACCUCACUUAAUGGAAGUUUAAAGUAUGACAGUAAUAUAAAAUAAAAGUAAUUUAGUUAUUUUUAUUUUUGAAGAUGGAGCAAUGAAGUUCUCAUUAAAAGAAUACCUUGAGAGACAAAGAGGUAAUAUUAGAGAAAAGAAAACUUCAUAAAGUGAAAAUUUUAUAAGAAAAAUUGCUCCUAUAAAAGUAGAGAACUAAUUAAGCAAAAACAAUUCACCUCGAUUCAGAAUAAAAUUGGUUUAAAGUCCACUAAGUACUAACAAAACAACUUUUUCAAGAUCUCCUUAGGCUUCAUCGUUUCGAAAUCGUAAAAUACCUUUAGAAUCAGAUUAUAUUUGUGAAACUGAGAUAAAUAUAUAAACAAGUAGAAUACAUGGAGCAUUUCAAUAGACUGAUAUUGAUGAAAGCACUAUGCUAUCAACUAAAUCACCUACAAGAUAGGAAAAUAGAAUUGAAAAUUCUUCAGUAAUUAAAACAAGGAAUGUUAUUAAUUCUGUUGAAGAUGAAAAUCUAUUGUAAGAAUAGAUUAAACCACCAAAAAGAACUAAAAAAUAAUUAAGACAUUGUUUACUAAGAGCAUUGAAAAAAUUAAAAGAAAUGAAUAUCACUACUAAAAUGAUGGUCUAAAAAUAAAUAUUUUCUAAAAAGCCUUAUUAGAAGCCAUAUUCAUAAGAAUUUAUACAUGCUGUUAAGUUGAAUUAAUUAGAAAAGGUACAUUAAUACCUAGAGAAAAAUUAAUAUUUAGUUUUUGAUUUUGAUUUUUUUAAUAUGUCUGCCUUGCAUUGGUCUAGUAAAAAAGGAUUAUAUGAAAUGUCUGAACUUUUAAUUAAAUAUCAUGCUGAUGUUGAUGCAAUUGACAUAUUGAAUAGGACACCUUUGUAUUUAGCUAUAUAAGAAAAUAACAUACCUAUUAUUGAAGUAAAAAUAUUAAUGAGUUAUAGUUACUUUUAAGAAAUAAAGCAUAUCCCUGGUCUACUUCGGUCACUGAUUUGGGAGAAGUGGUUAAGGAUAACAAGAAAGUUCGUAAAAUUUUAACUUUGAUCAGAAGAGUAAUUAUUAAAAUUUAAUUCUUAGUUGGAUAUUAUCAACAUGUGGGGCGAGAAGAAAUUAAAAGAAGAGUUUUUUUGA
Paramecium sonneborni is the source of this 1213-nucleotide messenger RNA. The record is from the annotation of a GenBank genome assembly. NCBI's taxonomy places the organism in Eukaryota, Ciliophora, Oligohymenophorea, Peniculida, Parameciidae.